Bufo gargarizans (Asiatic toad) is the source of this 4235-nucleotide messenger RNA. It is a transcript of the gene ROR2, whose product is annotated as receptor tyrosine kinase like orphan receptor 2. The transcript is spliced from 9 exons. The record is from RefSeq and is a predicted model, not a curated record. NCBI's taxonomy places the organism in Eukaryota, Metazoa, Chordata, Amphibia, Anura, Bufonidae. Gene Ontology annotation, biological process: multicellular organism development; positive regulation of kinase activity; protein phosphorylation. Gene Ontology annotation, molecular function: ATP binding; transmembrane receptor protein tyrosine kinase activity; protein binding. The coding region runs from base 322 to 3114 and encodes 930 amino acids. Gene Ontology annotation, cellular component: signaling receptor complex.
CUCACGAGGGGGCAGGUCUGGCACUUCGUGAAACUAGGACUGUUCCAAACUUUUUUUUGGGGGACUUGGGUCUGUUCACGUCCGCCCUGGAGCUUACAAGGAUGGUUCCGCUGGUCACCUAACUGCUGAGUUUCCUGGCACAUUGCUAGCCCCUCAGGUAGAGGCAGUAGGUGAAGUACCAGGCGGCACACGGCUGACAAAGAGCUCAUUGUACGGGAGCUGGACGACAAGCAGCAGGCGGCACAGGGGCUGCCAGGCAGCCCCUUCCCUUUGCCACAUUUGCUGAGGAACUUUGUGGAUGCUGUAAGGAUUGCUGCCAGGAUGUCCAGGAGCCGGGGAUCUGAGGGGCUGGGGGCCGUGCUGCUGGGGCUGCUGGCAGUGUGCACCGUGCUGGGGGCUGCAGGUGAAACAGGUGGUUUCUUGGAUUCAAAUGAGCCUUUGGGGCAAAUGGACAGUCAUGACAGACUCAUGCCAACUCCUCGGGGACACUUUCUGAUGUUUCUGGAACCUGUAAACAACAUUACCAUUGUACAGGGUCAAGCAGCCACCCUUCAUUGCAAAGUAGCAGGAAAUCCACUGCCAAAUGUCAAGUGGCUGAAGAAUGAUGCUCCAGUGGUGCAAGAACCCAAGAGAAUCACCAUAAGAAAAACCGACUAUGGUUCACGGCUAAGGAUUCAAGACCUUGACACCACAGACACAGGCUACUAUCAGUGCGUCGCCACCAAUGGGAUAAAGACUAUUACAGCAACGGGUGUUCUGUUUGUGAGGCUUGGUCCAACGCACAGCCCGAACCCCAACAUCCAGUAUGACUACCAGGAAGAUGGAUUUUGUCAGCCCUAUAGGGGCAUUGCUUGUGCCAGGUUCAUUGGAAACAGAAGCAUUUAUGUGGAUUCCCUCCAGAUGCAGGGGGAGAUUGAAAACCGAAUUACUGCGGCAUUCACCAUGAUUGGAACAUCAACCCACCUCUCGGACCAGUGUUCCCAGUUUGCCAUACCAUCUUUCUGCCAUUUUGUGUUUCCACUGUGUGAUGACCGCUUGCGCAUUCCAAAGCCUAGAGAACUGUGCAGGGAUGAGUGUGAAGUACUGGAAAAUGACCUAUGCCAUCAGGAAUACAACAUAGCUCGUUCCAAUCCUGCCAUAUUGAUGCAGCUUCACCUUCCGAACUGUGAAGAGCUUCCUUUACCUGAGAGCCCUGAGGCUUCAAAUUGCAUGAGGAUCGGCAUCCCAAUGGAGAGGAUGAACAGAUAUCAACAGUGUUACAAUGGUACUGGGACUGAUUAUAGAGGGUCGGUCAGUGUCACCAAAUCUGGACACCAGUGCCAGUCAUGGAGUAGCCAGUUUCCACACACCCACCAGCUGUCUGCUGCCGAAUAUCCAGAAAUUGGGGGAGGGCACACGUACUGCCGCAAUCCUGGCGGCCAGAUGGAAGGUCCCUGGUGCUUCACCCUUAACAAGAAUGUGCGGGUAGAGCUGUGUGAUGUGCCAUCUUGCCGUACCAGAGAAAACACAAAGAUGGAAAUCCUUUAUAUCCUGGUCCCCAGUAUUGCAAUUCCACUGGUCAUAGCUUGCCUCUUCUUCUUAGUUUGUAUGUGUAGAAACAAACAGAAAGCAUCAGCUGCUACCCCACAAAGACGUCAGCUGAUGGCAUCACCUAGCCAAGACAUGGAGAUGCCCCUUAUGAACCAGCAAAAGCAACAGGUUAAAGUAAAAGAGAUAAACCUGUCCACUGUAAGGUUUAUGGAAGAGCUGGGAGAGGAUCGUUUUGGAAAAGUGUACAAGGGACAUCUCUUUGGUACUGCUCCUGGGGAACAGACACAGACCGUUGCAAUAAAGACAUUAAAAGACAAAGUUGAAGUGGCUCUUCGAGAGGAGUUUAAACAUGAAGCUAUGAUGAGGUCAAGGCUUCAGCACCCAAAUAUUGUUUGCCUUAUUGGUACUGUAACCAAGGAGCAGCCCAUGAGUAUGAUUUUUAGCUAUUCCCCACUUAGUGACUUGCAUGAGUUUCUCGUCAUGAGAUCUCCACACUCUGAUGUAGGCAGCACCGAUGAUGACAAGACUGUGAAAUCCACCUUGGAACCAGCUGAUUUCCUCCACAUUGUAACUCAGGUAUCUGCAGGAAUGGAGUAUCUCUCAAGUCAUCACGUUGUGCACAAAGAUCUAGCUGCCAGAAAUAUUUUGGUGUUUGAUAAGCUGACAAUUAAAAUUUCCGAUCUUGGUCUCUUCCGAGAAGUGUAUGCAGCAGAUUACUAUAAAUUAGUUGGAAAUUCAGUUCUUCCUAUAAGGUGGAUGUCCCCAGAAGCGGUGGCAUAUGGCAAGUGUACUAUUGAUUCUGAUAUUUGGUCCUACGGAGUAGUGCUGUGGGAAAUCUUCAGCUACGGUCUACAACCAUACUGUGGGUAUUCCAACCAAGAUGUUAUUGAAAUGAUAAGGAAUCGCCAGCUACUCUUGUGCCCAGAUGACUGCCCAGCCUGGAUUUAUUCCCUCAUGCUUGAGUGCUGGAAUGAGUUCCCUGCAAGAAGACCUAGAUUUAAAGACAUUCACACCAGACUAAGAACAUGGGAAAAUAUGUCUAACUACAACAGUUCUGCACAAACGUCUGGUGCAAGUAAUACCACACAGACAAGUUCACUCAGUACCAGCCCGGUUAGUAAUGUCAGCAACGCUAGAUAUGUUGACCUCAAGCCCAAAGGACGGCCAUUUCCUCAGCCACAGUUUUUACCAAUGAAGGGUCAGAUAAGGUCUAUGGUGCCACCUCCGCAGCUCUACAUUCCAGUCAAUGGUUAUCAGCAGAUGGCUGCUUAUUUUUAUCCAGUUCAAAUACCAAUGCAAAUGGCUCCUCAGCAAAUGCCUCCACAAAUCAUUCCAAAACCUGGAUCUCAUCAUAGUGGCAGUGGCUCCACCAGCACCGGAUAUGUAACAACUGCACCAUCAAAUAAUUCCAUGGCCGAUAGAGUUGCCCUUCUUGCAGACGGCAGUGAUGAAGCACAUGGAAUAGGAGAGGAUGUGUCCCAAAAUCCUGUCCAAGAGGAAGAGGUUUCUGUACCAGAGACAGAAUUACUGGGCGACAAUGAUACAUCUCCAUUAGAUGAAACAGAUAUUCAGUCAGAAGCUUAAAUACUCCUUUUGUCUUUAAGGAACAUUUCUUCCAGACUUGAAUAGUACAACAGACUAAUUGUAAUACAUCACGUUUUGCCUAUAUUCAAAAUUAGAGCCAUAAACACUAGUUUAUGAUAUAAUUGUGUUGACAGCAACAACACACAUUUUUGGAAAGCAACACUAUUAUAAAAGGAGAUGUCAUAUACUGUUGCUGUGCAACAUAUGGCUGAGUACCAGAGCACAACAUGUGUAACCCAGACUGUGACUGUAAAUUUAGUGAAAUGUGCCUAUGCCAAUUUUUAAGGACCAGAAAAGAGAACGAAUUAAUGGACUUGUCACAAUAACCCCUUGUCUUUUCAUGAAAAGACAUUUCCCAGGAUUUUCUUGCACGUGAGCCACAUCAGCGAUGAAUUCCUACAGAGAUGUGAAAUGUGACAAAUGGAGCGUGUGUAUCAGAAGCUCUGCAUUUCAGAAACUGUAUUUCUUUUGGUUAAUUCACACCACUUAAUAGAUCAUGCUCUAUAUAUGUUAGUAGUGAGCCAAACAUUGAACUGGUGUACAAUGCACUAACUUUACAAUGUUUUCAAGAUUUUUAUUUUUCCAUUUUAGUUUAGUGUGUAACUAAACUAGAAAACAGACAUCUGAUACUGCUGAAGCACCAGUAAAGAAAUGAAGGUGCCUUAAAGCCAACUGCAAUGGAAUUUGCUCUUUUAAGCCAAAAAGAAGUAUUAGCGUGGGAGGAGAAGGCAGCAGCAUUGUGCAGGGUGCUGUUAUGGUUCUUGCUUUUGCAGAGUAUAUCAUGUACAGUCGUUGAAACAUAAUUUAUGUUCUAUCAACUUUUAUAUACUUUUUUGGAAUUGUUUUGAUCAGAAGCCUUUUAUAAUUUAACUGUUUACAGUGUCAUCCUAGGAGUCAGUUUAUUGUAUUAUGUCCAUGAUUUAACUAUAAAUGUGUAAACAGGUCAAUUCAUUUCAUACCUUUGUUUCAGUAAAAAUCGCAAACUGUACGGUCAGUUGUAUCACAGUGCAUCCUGUCAUUUAAAUUCUGUAAAUUCAGAAACAUGUUUUUAAUAAAGGUUUUGCAUAAAAUGCAAAUUACAUUUAUUUUAAUGUAUGUAGUAUUCCCUGCGAUUAAAGGGA